Molecule: messenger RNA, 815 nt
Organism: Daldinia decipiens
Lineage: Eukaryota; Fungi; Ascomycota; Sordariomycetes; Xylariales; Hypoxylaceae
Product: protein translocase SEC6
Exons: 3
Coding region: 231-440 (69 amino acids)
Biological process (GO): post-translational protein targeting to membrane, translocation; protein targeting
Cellular component (GO): Ssh1 translocon complex; membrane
Molecular function (GO): transmembrane protein transporter activity
Source: RefSeq, a predicted model, not a curated record
GCAAGGUUCCACGCUAGCGCAUUUGGAGAUAACGUACCUGAACAUUUACCAGGAAAUCUGGCCGAAUCCAUCACCACUUCACUUGCACCUUCAAUUACUUCUCGCUCCUUUCCUUAGCAAGCCAACAAUUCAAUUUCUUCCCUCGACAAGACACAUCUUCCUUGUCUUUCUACAAACGAACCCAUCUACCUCGAUCGCAACUUUACAAUCAUCUCCACCAUCUAUCCACAAUGUCGGACAUUCAAGAUCUCCUCGAAAUCCCCAGGGACUUCGUCAAGGACGGCACGCAAUUCAUGACGCGAUGCACUAAGCCCGACAAGCGCGAGUUCAUCCAGAUCAGCAAGGCCGUCGGUGUUGGUUUCCUAGUCAUGGGCGCAAUUGGCUACUUGAUAAAACUAAUUCACAUCCCCGUCAACAACAUCUUAGUCGGAGCCGCAUAAAAUAUUCAUGAAACGGAUUUCGAGGCGCGGAGUUGGGUUUGCUAGGAUGCACGACAACGGGAGAGAUGUAUAGUGAAGACCGGGACGAAUAAAGGCAUUCAUAAUACCAUAGUACGAGAUGUCGGCACUUGUAUGGCAUUAUACGAUAUACGAUUGAUCAUCACGGUCGGGGUCGAGAAAAAGCUAUAGGUUUUGCUCGAUUAGUUAAUCAUAAAAGGGGACGCAAGCUCGAGGUCAUAAAAAGCGUUCCUGUAUUUGCUCUACCUGCGUUGGCAUCUCUAUAGGCCAUUGUAUAAAAUUGCUUUUCAGUGCUUUAUGAAAAUGAGCGAACUUGUGGAAAAUCAGCCAGUGCGCCUUGAUAUUUAUCGGGGGGGG